UUUUAGCACCAGAGACGGUAAGGAGGAGCUUGUUGCUGCUGUGCUGAAAAAAUGUGUUACUUGUCUUGUGUCCUGCCAAGAGUGGGGUGGCCUGCAGAGCAUAUGUGGUGACCCCAAGAUUUGGCCCAACAGUUGGAGGUAUGGAUCAGUCUCCAAGAUUGCAGUUCUUCUUUCAAAGGAAAACUUAAUUUCACUGGUCUGUGUGGGAAUGUGUCCAGGAUUCUCUUGUAGAUGAAGGGAGUUUCUACUCAUUCCUGUGCUGAUGUAGUCCCCCGUGCGUUGCUGGCCUAGAGCUUGUGAGAAAAAGAGACAAACCAAGGAGCGAUGGCAUUGGUUCUGUCACCUCUUGCUAAAGGUCGAUGUGGUCAUUGUAGAAGUAGUCUUACCUGCUCUACUGAGGCAAGGAUUGAGAGGUGGCCAGCACAAGCAGACGAGCUGUUGUAGGAUAGGAUAGUUAAGUUGGAAGAGACCUACAGCAAUCAUCUCAUCUAACUGCCAGCUUGUAGCUUGAUGGAGUUUGGGACCCUUUGUGAGACAGCAGAGGAUCACUCUUGGAUCUCGAUGCAAAGCUUUGUGUGCGUUCCAGGUUCGUGAACCUGGGCUGUAAGUGUCAGACUUCUCUAGCAGAAAUGAGGAUACAGCCAGGAAAACUUUGGCAAGGACUCCUCAGUUUUCCCAUGCUUCUCAGGAGUGUCCUUCAUUUAUUGCUUUUCCAUCUCCUAUAGUUUUGGUAUGGCUGAGCAAAAAGCUUGUCUGGAGAGGAGUCUGUUUGUUGCUAACCAUUAUUUUCUCCAUCUGUACCCAUCUCUUGCCAACACUUCUUAGCCUUUCCUCUCACAGUCUUAGGUUUUCUACUCUGCAGGAUUGUUUUCUGCUGCCUUACACUUCAUUGGGCCUGUUAGUAAUGACAUGGCCUGGCGUGAUGCUCCGCUUCAUGAAGUUCAGUAUGUUGUCCUGUAAAGAACAGUCUGUCCUUAGUUAUUUUUUUUUCUUGUUCAAAGAUUUAGAUAUUUCCUGAGGAGUCUGCAGAAGCUGGAAGAUUAGGAAUGACGGUCCCCUUCCACGGAAGCAGAUCAAGCAGGGUCUCUAACAGAAGGAGAAGACCUCCUGACCCUGUUCUCGCUACCAGAAGCAUUGGUGGAGAGACCCUAGGUGUCUGGAAGGCUGUUUGCCAUGGGAAAAACUCUUGUGAUUUACUGUGGAGUGGCGGGAUUCUGGAUUAACAGGGCAGAAGCAGAAGAUUGGGAAACUGGUGGUGGUGAUGUAUAAUGGCAGUCGUUAUCUUACGGCUGAGCCCUGCUUUAGAAGGCUGCUUUGUGUUUGGCGUCUCACCAGGUCCAGCUCACUUACCCGUUGUUUCUGUUGUGCACUGGCAUAAGAUACCUGUCUUUCCUCCCCUUCUCUGUGCCCAGGAGUUGCAAACGUGGCUUCCUUGUAUGUGUGAGAUGAGGCAGCACUGGUUAAAUGUUGGAGGGUGAAAGUUAAGUCCUAAUGCUGAACCUGAGCUAACAGUUUGAUGUCAUAUCCUGCUCCCAGCUGCGUAUCUCCCUAAACCGGCUUGGUUUGCUGAGCUGUCAAGGUGGCAUUGCGGCAGAGGGAUAGAAAUCUCUGUCUGAACAGAGCCUACCUGCGUGCUGAGGUCAGUCCUGCUCCAAGAUGGUGGCUUAAAGUACGAGAAGUACUGUGUGUAGCUCUGAGUCUUGCUGUUUUCCUUGAGAAUUUGUGGGAUCAUGAAAUGGAGGCUGUGGCUCCCCUGACCUGGGGUGACAGCACCUAGAAGGAAAGAAACAAGCCCUGGAGAGAAUUUCCUCAUUCUUCUCUCCUGUCCCACCCUGUUUGUUUUCUUAUGCGGUAGGCUACUGCAGAGUACAAAAUCCUCCUUGUGUGUGUGUGGCCCUGGUAACAGUGCAGCAUCGAGGCAGGUGCACCAUGAGGUUUGUGCCCUUCAGGUGUGCAAAUGCUCCAAAGUACCUGAGCCUGCUGCAGCUACAGUCUGUUCCAGAUCCCCUCUCCAGGCACGCUCAGGGAUCUACUCCAAUGCCUCUUUCUCUCUGUGCAGAGCAGGCAGCAGUCAAGAGAUCAAGUCACCCAUUCAGACAAAAAUACCUGCUGCUGAAGUGCUGGGUUUGUACAAGACUAAACUUAUUUAAAGAAUUUGCAAUAAUAGAAACUUCUGUGUGAGAAUUUUUUCUUCAGAAGACGAUGUGAAGUUUGUGUGUCUCGGCAGAGGAUUCCUUUCCCAAGGGACUGACUGGUAUUCCCAGGUUGCUUUCUCUCCUGUUGCUGUUUCCACCUGGUGACUUCUCAUUUCGCGCCAGAAAUUGUCCCUGGUUCCAUCCCAAGUUGUGCUGGGGUGCCGAGUGCAGAAGCCAUGUCCACAUCUAACCAUGAGGGUCCCACUUUUCUACGUGCCUUUUUGAAUAUCUCUGUAGUAAAGAUGUCUCACAAUCACCACAUGAACAGCUCCAUGCUGCAAACCACGCAUCCUCCUGAACAUGACCACACAAUGGCAGCCCCAGGACAUGGUCAUGGAUCUGGCAUGAUGAUGAUGGCAAUGACUUUCUACUUCAGCUAUGAGAAUGUGCCAUUGCUGUUUUCUGGACUUACAAUCAAUACUCCUGGAGAAAUGGCUGGUGCUUUUGUGGCGGUCUUCUUCCUGGCCAUGUUUUAUGAAGGCCUUAAGAUUGCCCGAGAGUGUCUGCUCCGUAAAUCCCAAGUCAGCAUUCGCUACAACUCCAUGCCGGUGCCAGGUCCCAAUGGCACUAUCUUGAUGGAGACGCACAAAACUGUUGGGCAGCAGAUGCUGAGCUUCCCUCACCUCCUGCAGACUGUACUGCACAUCAUUCAAGUUGUGGUCAGUUACUUCCUCAUGCUGAUCUUCAUGACGUACAACGGAUACCUCUGCAUAGCUGUGGCGGCAGGGGCAGGGACGGGCUAUUUCUUCUUCAGCUGGAAAAAGGCAGUUGUUGUGGAUAUCACGGAGCACUGCCAUUAACGCUGGAUGCUGCCCAGAAGCCUCUCCACCCCACUGCUCUGUUGACGUGGAGCCAUCAUGAGGACUGGAUCGUUCCUAAGCUGAAAGAGAAACAAUAUAAAGAAAAUCAACUGGAGGUCACCACAAGUUCCUAGCUGGGGUGUAGGGAUGUGAGGAGCUGGGGUAUGCUGCUCCCCUUGCUGAAGGCUGGCAGGGUUGACUCUUGAGGGUCCCAUGGUAGCCAUUCUUGGCUAGGAUUUGCUUUAUUCUUAGAUUAUGCCGUGAUUGAAAUUAGUUGGCUGACAGAAAUGUAGAAAUUAUUCUUUAAAAAAACAAAAUCAAAACAUUUUAUUUUUAAAUUUAAAUGCUCAUCUGUGAGGGUUUUAUGAACCAUCGGUAAAGAUCAAAGUUGCCAAUGGAGCCUACGUGUGUGAAUGGCUAUUUUAAUUUUACUCUUUUCAAUAUGUACAUAAUGCCAGAGGAGGAGGAGAUCUCCCUGGCAUUGUGGCUUUUGGGGCCAAUGACACCUUCUGUUGCAGAAGGACUCAGCCUCUGAGGGAGACUUGGUGCUGCACAUCAGACACGCUCAGGUGUGUCCUGGCAAGGGAGUGCUUUGAUGUAAGCUUGUGACUCAGGCUUCAGGGGGGCUGAAUGAGUCUGUCCUCCACGCCCAUCAGAGCACAAUGAGUGCUGUUAAUUUUCAGAUGUAUCCAGUAGCUUUGCUGAGCUUCAAGUGAUAGCAUUUGGAUUUGGCUGCUUUCACUUCCCAAUCAUGGACAUAUACGGAGUAGACGCAGGACAACAAUUGCCUCUUUACAGGGCAAAAAGAUUUUAAAUAACCAUCGAACCUGCAUUUACUUGCAUCUGGGUGGAUCCAGAGCUAGGCUUCUGGUUUACUGAAACUACUUCUGUAAAUGAGGCAAGAGCUAAGUAACGAUUUCACGACACUAAAGGUUAAAAUGUCUGAAGAGGGCAUUCCCUGAAGUAAGUAAAACAAACCGUGUUCCUGUAAAGGAAAGAUCUGGGGAAAAGAAUAAAGAAAAUAUAGGACUACAGCAGCCUUCGGUCUCUUCUCCGGUGAAAUUUGGAGCAGCUUGGGCGAUCAAAAAGUAUUCCUGACCCAGAUGGCUCCUCUUUGUCUUAAUAAUCAUGCUGUGACCAAGUGUAGCUUGGAGGUGCAGGAGUUAUCAGAGCCAAUGGUGAACAAGUGUUGUGGUGCAGUAAAGAACUUCCCGUUCUAUGCCUUUCCUAGGCAAGACAGGCUGUGACACAGGUGCUCUGGGGUUUGUAGGCAGCAGUUUUGGUGUAGCACUUCAUUAUUAAACUGCUUCUUGUUGUAGGGAAUGUUGUGCAGAGCAUGGUGCGAAGCUGGAGUCUUCGUUCUACUCGGGGUGCCUGGUUUGUGCCAGUAACAGGCUGAAAGGGACAACAGUGGGAUUUUCAGAAGGGCACCGAAAACCAGGCACUGCUUUCAGACUGGGGCUGGCAUCUGGCGUGUGCCACGAGAACAGGGAAUCUUUCAAAGCGAAAGUAUCUGGGCCUGUGCAGCAGCAGUUUUUUCUCCGAAGAUGCUACUAGCUGCACUGUUAGCAGUAGCUACGCAAGGAAAGCUGAUCUUUGAAGAGGAAUUACAUUUCUGUAGCCCAUAAGCCUUACAGGGCGAGGCCCGUCCCUGCGUAUGCGGGUGCUUCACUGUGUUCAUGCUCCUACAGCAGCACAGAGCCCACCCUCGCCCUACCACCCUCUUUGAAAAGCAGCGGGAAAUCUGUUCCUGCUGCUACCGGGAUCUUGAAUUGCACCACUGAAGCCAACUGUCCUGGGUUGAUGCCAGGUAUUUAUUUGGACAUCGUGUUUUCUUUGGGCAGUGCAAGUGCAGAACAAAAGGAGAUGAGUUAAAAGCAGGCUCAGGCUUCUGAAGAGCUGCAAGUUUGCAUCUGGAUGAAAGAGGCAAAGUUAUUUUCAUGGAAAAAUUCUAGCCACCUCCUGAUGAGAGGCAGGAAAAGCUCUUCGCCAGUCUGGUCUUUGAAGGCAGUUAUGUCUGUAACAGACUGCAGAAGGACCUACCGAUGCCCUCUCUCUGCACCUAUCAUGAAGGUGCAAACUGAAAAUCCCCUAUGCUCUCUAAGCAAUCCUGCCUCUGUGAGAGCAGAAAACAGACCCUUCCGGUCCCCAUGGGAGAGCUGUGAGGAACUGAAGGGCUUGUCAGAGAAGACUGAAGCAGUGAAGUGCUGGAGAUGGUUGUUUAUAUUUUGAAUGGUUUACACUGCAGGGGCUUGAUCCCUGAAGGAGUUCAGAGCCGACGUUGCCAACACAGCUCAGGUUGGUUUCUCUUUAAGGAGAUGGAGUCAUUGCCAUUGCGGGGAUGUCCGAUUGUAGGGUAUAGUCAUGAGUGGCUUUGCAUGAUGACACUAGUUCCUUCAUAAACGUUUUGCUGUGUCUUUCUCUAAAAUAGAACCUCUGCUUGGCCUGAUAUUGCUCUUGCCUUUUAGCCACCUUUCCUUGUAUUCAAGUGACCAGACUUGAAUUGUCCAAUUCAGGUGGCAGAGAUGAAUGACUUGGAGAUUAGCCAAAAGCAGUGGCUCUUACAAUAUAAAUUUGGUUCUCUCGUUAGCUUUUUUGCCUCAUUCUACAUGUAGCACCUGUGCCCUUGAAGUUGUUUCCCCCCUGAGGAUGAGUACCUCUGCCUCCAAAGGGUCAUCUCCUGUCCUUGCUCACACAGGGGAGGACACACAGCUUUCUCCAGGGCGCAGAGAGGGAAGGGACGCUGACCUGGGGAGUGGGAACCUGGGCAGAAGUCUCCCAAGCCUCUGGCAAGUGCCCCAGCUACCUUCCAGCAGCCUGUAAGAACGAUGGUUUGAGCAUCGGGCAGUUCCCCAGUUAGAAAUUGGGAGCCCAGGCUGGGCUCUGAGGGGGUGUGCACAAGGGAAGAUCUGAAGAGAAGGUGGUUCAGGAAAGAAGAUGGAGGGCUGCGUCCUCUCUGCGGCUGAGCUUGCCGAUAGAGCAAGGCACGGCUGAGAGGGGACGUUUCCAGACUGUGUCUCCCUGCCAGCUUUGGCCGUGCUUUCUUGUGGUUCGAUGUUGACAAUCCAGAGAAGCCACCUACCUUCCUGUGUCCCAGCCUCCCCCUGGUCCACCAGAAGCCACUGGCUGACACGUUCUUGGCCCAGGUUGCUGUUGGCUUUGCCAGAGUCUGGGCAAAACCUGGCCUCCCUACUGCUGACUCCUGCUGACUGCUCUUGGUGCAGUCCCAGCCUUUCUGCUGGGAUUUCAGGUUGUCCUGAUAACACUAAACUUGCAUUAAGCAGCGCUUGGAGGGAGGUGAAGACUCGAAUGAUUACAAGACUUGAGUAAAUGAAAUUUGUAUGUCAAUGCACGUGUCGCACACUUGGAACGUGAUGUCCUGCAUCUGCCUCUCUACCCUGAUGUUUGUUCUCCACACGCUGUGCCUCUGGAUUAUCAUCCUGGAAGAAGUGUACAAACUACCCGGGCUGUGUUCAUCAGCCGGCUUUUGUUGUUUUUCUUUGAGUGCCUUUUCAGUUUGUCUGGAGCCAGUCCCACCAAAUCCAGCAGGAUUUCUAGUUUUGUUUACAGUGGACUGUCCUUUUUGUUUUUACUCUUGCUCUUCGUGGAGGUAACUUGUAUAAUGUAACUGUGAAUAUCAAGAAUCUCCUGUAUA
Egretta garzetta (little egret) is the source of this 6650-nucleotide messenger RNA. It is a transcript of the gene SLC31A1, whose product is annotated as solute carrier family 31 member 1. Gene Ontology annotation, cellular component: membrane. Gene Ontology annotation, molecular function: copper ion transmembrane transporter activity. Bases 2372 to 2995 code for a protein of 207 amino acids. The record is from RefSeq and is a predicted model, not a curated record. Gene Ontology annotation, biological process: copper ion transmembrane transport. The transcript is spliced from 9 exons. NCBI's taxonomy places the organism in Eukaryota, Metazoa, Chordata, Aves, Pelecaniformes, Ardeidae.